Porites lobata is the source of this 705-nucleotide messenger RNA. The record is from the annotation of a GenBank genome assembly. Lineage: Eukaryota; Metazoa; Cnidaria; Anthozoa; Scleractinia; Poritidae.
AUGGGAAUAUUUCAUCAGCAACCUAAUUAUAAUCAAUCAUACUCAAAAGGAAAACGCGGCAUUACUGGCCCUCAAGGACCUCCUGGCCCACCUGGCCCCGCUGGUGCUCAGGGUAACCAAGGUCCAAAAGGUGAACAGGGUAUUCAAGGACCCAAAGGUGAUCAAGGUGCUACUGGUCCUACUGGCCCUAAAGGUGCUACUGGUGCAUCAGGCACUGGUUUUAGUCUCACAUCAAGGGGGGAUUAUAAUAUGUUAGGUAAACAAAUAAAAGGUAUGGCUCAAGGAACUAGUUUUACUGACGCUGUAAGAAAAAGUCAACUGGAUACUAAACUAUCACCUUCUGGUGGAAUAAUGACCGGCAAUUUGGAUAUGAACAGCAAAAGGAUAUACAAUGUAGCACAACCAAAUGGUGAUAAUCAACCAGCUACAAAGAUAUGGUCAGAAAAUAAAUUCCUGGAUAAGUCCAGUGGAGUAAUGGCGGGACCACUAAAGAUGUCCAAUAAUAAAAUCACUAAUGUUGCCAAACCAACUGAUGAUAAAGAUGGCGUUAAUAAGAAAUACAUAGAUGAUAAUUAUUUGAAACUGUCCGGUGGCACUAUGACUGGUCAUAUAAUAUUAAACAAUGUUGUUCUUACUUCACAAUAUCAAGCAAUAAGCCGAAGCACUGGUAAUGCAUUUUUUGUACAAAUUACUAAUCCGUAUGUU